Molecule: messenger RNA, 633 nt
Organism: Penicillium verhagenii
Lineage: Eukaryota; Fungi; Ascomycota; Eurotiomycetes; Eurotiales; Aspergillaceae
Product: YdeI/OmpD-associated family protein
Exons: 1
Coding region: 1-633 (210 amino acids)
Source: RefSeq, a predicted model, not a curated record
AUGGCCCUGAAACUUCCUACCGAUUUACCCAUUCAUUCAUUCCCCACCGCUCAAGCGCUAGAGGUGUUUCUUGAGCGCGAGCAUACGACCGCACCAGGAUUCUAUCUUAAAUUUGCAAAAAAGGCAUCCGGAUUCCAGUCUGUAUCCGUGCCGCAGGCCGUAGAAACUGCCCUAUGUUUUGGCUGGAUUGACGGUCGAGCGAAUCGAUUCGACCAGGACUGGUGGCUGGUGCGGUACACCCCUCGUCGAGCGAAGAGUAUCUGGUCCCAAAAGAAUGUCAACACGGCCCAUCAAUUGAUAGAAAACGGUCGCAUGCGCCCAGCUGGACUAGCUGCAGUGGAGGCUGCGAAAUCUGAUGGCCGGUGGCACCGUGCGUAUGCCGGCUCAGCCACUAUAAUUGUCCCUGAUGAUUUUCGGGUCGCUUUGGAAUCAGUGCCCUUUGCUACCCCCUUUUUUGAAACGUUGAACAAAACCGAUCGCUAUACUGUUUUGUGGCGCAUUGAAACAGCUUCCCCCACAUCUAGGGGCAAACGAAUCGACAAGUUGGUCCAAAUGCUGGCGGAGAGACAAGUACCCACUUCCCUGACGUCCGUGGGAAAACGCAAAAGGCAAUCAAAUGAAGAAAAUUCUUAA